AGCAUCAAUCGCAAAAGCAAAGCUAUACUGCGAGCUGCAAAUUAUGGAGGUUGAAAUAAAAUCCAAAGGGUGCGUUCGGCCUUCUUCACCAACACCUCAUCACCUAAAAACCUACAGAAUCUCUUUGUUAGAUCAGUUUCUCUCAUACAGUGACGUUCCUGUGAUUCUUUAUUAUCCCAACCAAAACCCAGAUCUUGCAAACGAUAUUGUCACCUCACAAAGAUCACUGCUACUAAAGCAGUCACUAUCUGAAACUCUAUCACGUUUUUACCCACUUGCUGGAAAGAUUAAGGGUCUUUCUAUUGAAUGUGACGAUGGAGGUGCAUAUUAUGUAGAGGCAAGAGCUAAUAUUGAUCUAUGUGACUAUCUCAACAAACCUGAUCUUGCAGUAAUGAAUAAGUUGCUGCCAAGAGAGGUUAGUUGGUACAGGCCAAUUCCUGGGUCUUAUACAGCAUCAAUACAAGAAAACACCUUUGCUUGCGGUGGCAUUGCUAUUGGUGUACUUAUUUCACACAAGAUCAUGGAUGGAGCUGCUUUGGCUUCAUUUCUGAAAGAUUGGGCUGCCACAGCAAGCAAGUCUAGUAAAUAAGAUAGCCCACUUAUAUUUCCACAAUAUAAUGCAUUCCCAAAAAAGGCGAGUAUAUAUGCUCUUAUUGACCCUCUCUCUAGCACAGGGAAGCUUGCUACGACGAGGUUUGUGCUUGAUACAUCAGCGAUUGCAAGUCUUAAAGCAGAUGCAGUCAGGUCGGGUAUGGAAAAUCCUACGCGCGUUGAGGUAGUAUCUGCACUUCUCAGCAAAUGCAUCAUGGCUGUGCUCAUUGCAAGAUCACGUACAAACGAUAAGCCAAUUGCAUUCACGCAUAUGGUGAACUUGCGACGAAGAGUCACGCUACCGUUCCCAGAAAUUUCAAUGGGGAACUUUCUUUGGUUGGCACCUGCACUAUGCAAAACUAAGCUGACCGAACUAACUAGCUUUGCACGCCAAAUAAGGGAAGCAAUAUGGAACAUUGACAAAGGGUUUUGAAGAAUUACAAGGUGACGGAGCAUUCUUCAAGUGCAUGAGAAGGUUAAGGAGAUGGGUAAUGUACUUUCCAGCCCAGCACUUCCUAAUGGAGUGGAUUAUGUUGGAAUUAGCAGUUGGUGGAACUUUGGUCUUUAUGAUAUUGAUUUUGGAUGGGGAAAGCCUAUGUGGGAUACUUAUGCUGCUUUAUCAGGUAAUUUGAUCACUCAAUUCAUGAAACUUUUCAUUCUUAUGGAUGCAAGAAUGAAGAAAGGAAUAGAAGCAUGGGUUUUCUUGGAUGAACAAGAUAUAGCUGUAUUGGGAAAAGACAAGGAGCUCCUUGCAUAUGCUUCCCUUAAUCCAAGUCCUUUCGAACUGAGCAUGCAUGCUUGAUUCUCAAUUUCUCAUUCAUGAUUAAUUCUUUUUGCAUUUUGCUACAUUUUUUUCCCACAAGAUGGUGCUCUUUUACGUUGUUAAUGUUGGAGUUGUAAAUUGUAUAAUGUGUUUGACUGAAGAGUGGUGUCUACAUUUUCUUUUACAAAUUUUGAAGUUAUAAAAUAAAUCCUUAAAACCGAGUUUUGACCCAAGGACGAUACAUUUGUCCAUGAAUCUGGAUGGAGUGCCGGCCAUGGACUCUGCAAUCUCGGAUCACAUGUGCUAUAUGGAAGAACUUCAGUAGCAGCCUUAUACAAGAUUUAGUGUAAA
Messenger RNA from Ricinus communis (castor bean), 1705 nucleotides. Its product is annotated as stemmadenine O-acetyltransferase. NCBI's taxonomy places the organism in Eukaryota, Viridiplantae, Streptophyta, Magnoliopsida, Malpighiales, Euphorbiaceae. The record is from RefSeq and is a predicted model, not a curated record.